Molecule: messenger RNA, 3170 nt
Organism: Pelodiscus sinensis (Chinese soft-shelled turtle)
Lineage: Eukaryota; Metazoa; Chordata; Testudines; Trionychidae
Source: RefSeq, a predicted model, not a curated record
GGCUCUGGGAGGGAGGGAGGCGGGCCCGAGCCCGGGGCUGGUAGAGUCCCCGCUCCGCACUGGCCGCUCGCACUCAGCACCCAAGGCCGCGGAAGCUCGGGCUGCGGGCGCCGCCGCUGCUGCUGCGCUCCGCCCUCGCUCUGUCCGCCGCCGGCCGGGGCUUUCGCUGCGCCCUGCUCCGGGGAGCCGCUCGCUAUGAACGCAGCGCGGGCCCUGCUCUCCGCCGUGUUCCUCAUCAGCUUCCUGUGGGAUUUACCCGGGUUCCAGCUGGCGUCCAUCGGCUCCUCCAGCCAGGCCAUGAGCAGCCGCCGAGAGGCGAAGGUGGCCAGGUCCCCCCGAGGCAUCCCCGCCCCGGCGCAGCAGCGAGCGGAGCCCCACGAGUACAUGCUGUCUCUGUACAGGACCUACUCCCUAGCGGAGAGACUGGGGAUCAAUGCCAGCUUGUUUCAGUCCUCGAAAUCCGCCAAUACCAUCACUAGUUUUGUAGACAGGGGACGAGAUCUUAGUCGCUACCUCAUAAAAAGGCACGGGUCCAUCUUAAGUGCUACGCAGAGUCCCUUUAAAGUCCCAUGCAGAGUGCAGGUCUGUUUUGUCACGUUGUUGACGUUUGUUCAUGGGAUUAAAGAAAGGAGAGAGCGAGCAGCAAGGAAGAGGAUGCUGGCUAUAAACCCAGAACAGAGUUUGCUGGCUAUAAACCCAGUGCCGUUGCAGAGGGAGGUGGCUAAAAUCAAAAAGCCCCUGCCCGUGAACUUCAAGGAGCUGGGCUGGGACGACUGGAUCAUCGCGCCGCUGGAGUACGAGGCCCACCACUGCGAGGGGGUGUGCGACUUCCCCCUGCGCUCCCACCUGGAGCCCACCAACCACGCCAUCAUCCAGACCCUCAUGAACUCCAUGGACCCCGGCGCCACCCCGCCCAGCUGCUGCGUGCCCACCAAGCUCACCCCCAUCAGCAUCCUCUACAUCGACGCGGGCAACAACGUGGUGUACAAGCAGUACGAAGACAUGGUGGUGGAGUCCUGCGGCUGCAGGUAGCAGGCGCCUCGCCGCUCCCCCGCCGGGAGCGAGCCGUGAACUCAAAGGGCAGGAGGGGGCUGGUGGAGUCGGAGAUCCCCCCCCCGUGGGACGGGAGGGAAAGGGGGGCCGCUCCCGGGGGAGGCAUUGGCCGACCUGAUCUGCAUCCUUGAGAGGGCUGAAAGGGUGUUAGCUGCCUUCGCCCAGCCAGCGCCGGGGGCGGCUGCUCAGUCUGCAGGAAAAAACCUGCCACUGGGGAGCCCACCGUCCAGAUCCUGCUUUGCGCGCCAGGAGACUCAAGCCCGCCCUUCCUUCAGAGUGCUGGGGGGAAGUGGAGGCACGAAAGUGGGAGGGGAAGAAGGGGACACUCUUUUGCAAAAGCGUCCUUCCAACUGGACGGGAACCUGCGCCUCACGUUGUGGGCCUCAAGUCUGGAGAGAGCAGGGGCAUUUUGCUGCACGUCUUUUCUGUCGAUUGCUCUCCCCAGUAUGUAUACAAGAUGCUGCGAUAGGCACCUGUUCACACUGAGCUCAUUUAAGAUUAAGGGAAAGCAAGAGGCAAGAUUUUUCUCCUGGGCUGGCAUGCGGAGAGUCGUGGAGCUAGCAAGCAGAAGAGGCAAAAACAAAACAAAACAGUCCCCAAUAAAGUUUUGAUUCCAAGGACUUUUCCCUUACAAUUAUCCGAUGCUCUAUACCUCCUUUAAGGGCGAAGGAAAUUUACCAAGUACAAAACCAAUCAGAGCCAGAGAGCAGAAUGACUCCUGCUUCUGAAGUUUCCCUAAAAAGGGUGAUUUCGUUUCUGCCCUCUCUCUUUCACAUUCCUGCAAAAUUACCAGCCAGAAAUAGCCUAGGGCCCCCUCCCCUCCAAAAAAAAAAUCCAGAUUCUAAUUACCAGUUGGGUUAUAUUUUAAGACUUAGUAAUGAAAAACUGUGAAAAGAGCAAAGUGUUAGAAAAAACACAAACAGGAGUGAUUUGGAAUGGAAGCGCCUUUUAAUUUCAAGAAAAAGCAUGUAACUAUUCAAUUAACACAUUCCACAGGUAGCUGUAUCAACCCACAACAGUAUUAUAUGGAAAUAUGGUGCUGGAAAUAGCAUUUGUAAAGAUUUUUGUUUCCUUCCCACCUUUAGUCUGAAACAUGGCUUUACCUAAGGAAAAUGCACUUCUUAGCAUGCCUAAAUCAUUUUAUUUUUAACUAGUACAUUUAUAAAUUUAGACUCCCCCUCAUGGAAUUGUAGUACUGUUAGCUUAUCUGGUUUCACAAAGCUUCAAACUGGUGAAAAAAGAUGAGAGUAAUAAUAAUAAUAAUAAUUAAUAAUAUAAAAUGCUAAUAAUAAUAAUUAAUAAAAGGACUCGACCAGAAGCAAUAAUUUAAAAUGCACAUUUGCUUUGGAUGCACUGUUGUUCAUAUUAAAGCUGUAAAUAUUUGUUUAUUUAAACAGACUGAGAAGUGCAAAAUGGAGGCGAACAACAUGCAUUUCUUUUUUAAAUGUACAAAACAUUAUAUGCACUCAAAAUGUUAUUUCUAAUAUUUUUAAAAAUUUAUAUUUGAGUUGUACAGAAUUAAGCAUUAAUCAGAUUUUUCAUUCUUCCUUAAAGAUAUCAUUUCCUUAAAAUAUUAUUACAAGAUUUAAAUUCUGUGUUAAUAAUGAAGAAUUUUUUUACUGGCUACCUCACUAUAAUGCAAGUAUUUACAACUCUAAAUUUAUCUGAGGUAAAUUAAUAUUCAGAACAUUUUUACCAUACACUUUUACUGGAUGAUACUACAGCUAUUACUGUAUCAUUAAACUUGUUUUUCAAAAAGACAACUUGCUUUUAUAUGUUCUAUUAUUUGGUUAAGUAAUAUCAAAUUCCUCUCAAUUAAACAUUGGCUGCAAUUCUAAAACGAUGACAAAUAUAAUAUUCAAAGCCAUUCUUCCUACUUGAAACCCUCUGUAUUCUCAUAAAGAUAAUUAGUUUUACCUUUAAUAUACAUUGAUGGUAUAAGUAUGACAGAAAUGACAUUGUGGAUUUUAUAUAAUUUUAAUGUAACUGGAAGAAGAAUGCAUUAAAGAUUCAGACGAACAUUUGUAAAUAUCAUCUGUAUUGGACAUAUUUCUAUACACUGUAUUAUGAUGAGAAGCAUAAGUACUGGAUGUUUUAUAAAUGAUAUUUAUUUUUGA